Fragaria vesca subsp. vesca is the source of this 1719-nucleotide messenger RNA. RefSeq lists its product as uncharacterized. NCBI's taxonomy places the organism in Eukaryota, Viridiplantae, Streptophyta, Magnoliopsida, Rosales, Rosaceae. The coding region runs from base 1 to 1719 and encodes 572 amino acids. The record is from RefSeq and is a predicted model, not a curated record. The transcript has 5 exons.
AUGAGGGUGGAUGAAAUGGUGGCAAUGUUUCUUUUCAUACUUGGUCAUCAUAAAAAGAAUAGAGUGAUAAAGUUUGAUUUCUUAAGAUCUGGUGAGAUGAUUAGUAGGUGCUUCAAUAAAGUAUUGAAUGGUGUUCUUCGAUUAAGUGACAACCUACUUAAAUCACCUGAACCAGUCCUCAAUAACUCAACGGAUGACAGAUGGAAAUGGUUUAAGAAUUGUCUAGGAGCACUAGAUGGUACGUAUAUUAGGGUCAAUGUACCUGAGAAAGAUAAACCUAGAUAUCACACUAGAAAGAACAAAAUUGCAACUAAUGUGCUAGGAGUUUGCUCUCAAGACAUGAAAUUUAUCUAUGUUUUGCCGAGUUGGGAAGGCUCCGCAGCAGACUCUCGAGUACUACGAGAUGCUAUGAGUAGGACAAAUGGUUUACGAGUUCCACAGGGUUACUACUACCUCGUUGAUGCUGGGUACACAAAUGGCAAUGGUUUUCUUGCUCCAUAUAGAGGGCAACAAUAUCAUUUGAAUGAGUGGAGAGAAGGACACAGGCCAACAACUUCUGCAAAGUUUUUUAACAUGAAGCAUUUUGCAGCUAGAAAUGUUAUUGAGAGGUGUUUUGGUCUGCUUAAACUCCGUUGGGCUAUCCUUCGAAGUCCUGCUUUUUACCCAAUAAAGACACAAUGCAAGAUCAUUCUUGCUUGUUGUCUUCUUCAUAACCAUGUAAGAAACGAGAUGCCUAUAGACCUGCUGGAAGCUUUGUUAGUGCAGAAUGUAGAAGAAAUAGAAGCUGACCCAAUCACUGUUGUUGAAGCAUCUCCUCAGUGGAGUAAUCGGAGGGAUACUUUAGCAACUGAAAUUAUGGACUCUCAAUCAACUGAUCAACAAAAUGGAAAAGGAAGAAACAAACACAAUUGGACCCCAACAGAGGAUGAAAAACUAGUUGAAGCUAUGGUGGAGUUAUGUGUUUCAGGAACAAUGAAGAGUGACAAUGGUUUCAAACCAGGAACAUUUGUUCAAAUUGAAAAGUUACUAGAGCAAAAGUUACCAGGUAGCAGGAUCAAAGCCAGUCCACACAUUGAGUCUCGGGUGAAGACUCUAAAGAAACAAUAUAAUGCUAUAACAGAUAUGAUUGUCUCCAGCAGUGGUUUUUCAUGGAAUGAUGAGAAGAAAAUGAUCAUAUGCGAAAAAGAUCUGUAUGACGGUUGGGUGAAGAUUUGGCAGAGUCAUCCAGCAGCAAAAGGAAUGUGGAUGAAGCCUUUUCCUCAUUUUGACAACUUGGGAAAUGUCUUUGGUAAAGAUCGUGCAAAUGGAAAGCAAGCAGCCAAUGCUACUGAUUAUAUUGAUGAGAUUGAUCUAAACAAUGAUGGCCUAGAAGAAAUUGCUGAAAUGAUGACUACUCCUCCACCUGUAGCAGCAGAAGGUCUAAAUGAAGCUCCAAGGAAUAGGAAAAGGAAGAGGACAGAUGCAUAUGUACUAGGGCUGACACAAAUGGUUGGUGCAAUGUCUAAGACUAUUGAAGCAAUGGAUAAGCUUGUGGGAAGUCUUGCAGAAUUUGAUCCCAUGCGUCAAGUCUAUGAUGAGGUAUCAAAAGUUGAAGGUUUAAGUACCUCGUCUAAACUAAAAGUAAGUCAGAUUAUCAUGGCUGAUCCUGUGAAAGUCAGUCUCCUUCUCAGUCUUCCUGAAGAUGUUAAAAAAGAAUGGGUGGAGGAAUUGCUUCAGUAA